Pestalotiopsis fici W106-1 is the source of this 738-nucleotide messenger RNA. RefSeq lists its product as uncharacterized. Lineage: Eukaryota; Fungi; Ascomycota; Sordariomycetes; Amphisphaeriales; Sporocadaceae. The transcript is spliced from 3 exons. The coding region runs from base 1 to 738 and encodes 245 amino acids. The record is from RefSeq and is a predicted model, not a curated record.
AUGUUGCUUGUCGCAACCAUCAGGAGGUCUCAAACAAGCUCCUUGAGACCUCUGCUACGUUCGUUUCAAGCCCAAUUGCCUGUGGCGGGCAUCAGAUUACAAGUAUGUAGGCGACUGGCAUCAACAUCGACCAAGGCCACGCCAAGCGCCAAAGACGCCGCAGCUCCAGCCGCCAAGUAUAAAUACCCCGAAACAUUACAGCUCUUCCACGCCGGUGUCUCUAGAAUCACAUUCCUGGCCUGUGUGAAAUUGUCGACGAUUCUCCUGUCGGCAUUCUUCAUCUUUGUCGUCACUCCAGGAUACCACGCAAAAGAAGGCUGGAGCGCCACCACCAUUCGCACGGCCCUCUGCGGUGCCGUUCCCCUAUUAUUCGUAGGCUGGACCACAUCGCCAUUCGUGCUCAUGAUCACCACCAAGCUUCCGCCCUUUGCCCGGAUAUCCGAGCAAUAUCUCAAGCGGUAUUUGGCAAAUCUCCCAGCUGACACAGUCUUUGGUGUCACCACCAUGAGUCCCAUCGCCAAGCCCAGAACCAGCAAGGUUAUUCUCUCAGAGCUUCGUCAGACAAACCGGAGAUUGGGCAUAGUAAACUACGUCCGAGACGCGGCGGCAGAAAAUGCCACACGCAAGUGGUAUAAUUAUCGAGCCGUGGACAAGUUCAGCAUCCAGACCAAUAACGCCAAGGGGCAACAAUGGUAUUGGGACGCCAUAGCAAAACACAUCCCCAAGGAAAAGCCUUGA